Molecule: messenger RNA, 2562 nt
Organism: Exaiptasia diaphana
Lineage: Eukaryota; Metazoa; Cnidaria; Anthozoa; Actiniaria; Aiptasiidae
Product: sodium- and chloride-dependent taurine transporter
Exons: 14
Coding region: 733-2475 (580 amino acids)
Biological process (GO): sodium ion transmembrane transport
Cellular component (GO): membrane
Source: RefSeq, a predicted model, not a curated record
UACAAAAAUUAGUUUCUUCAACUUUUCCAGUAUUACAAUCUUUUUUUAGGGGGGGGGGGGGCGUUUUUUGUUCUGUUGCUAUGUGCUUUGUGCUGUAGUUGGGUUAAAGAUUAAUAUGCUUUUUUUUUCUGGCUUUGUUUAUAAAGAGUGAAUUUAUACAAUAAAUMAAAAAGUUAACAAGUUUAUUAUCGACACCUAAUUUUUUUAUGCUAGCCUUAUUCCAAAAUAGAACAUUUGAAUGUAGUGAAAAGGAAUAAAUUAAAACAAAACAAAAGAAAGCGUUUAGCCUCAGUGAUCUUCCGUUAUCUUUUUAGAAGGUCCGUCGAGUAUACCAAGUUUUAUAAGAGAAUAAAAUGGAAAAAAAACUAUUGUGCGACAUACUUUAUACUUACUUAAUUGAGCCUGGGUUAACUGUGACAAUAUACGCCAAUAAAGGCCAAUAACAAAAACGUCACGCUGUUAGAGACGAAACCACUGAAACAAUCAAACACAUUAGUUCUUUGCCAGUCGUCACGAACGAGAGCUUCUGGCCAAGUGAAGUCUUUCUCAAGGGCUUUGGUUGACAACACAAGUUCUUCAAGCUAUAGGUUUUUAAGUCUCCUGGAACGAAUCCACUUUUAGAGGCCUUGUUGGGGCGAUUUUAAUUGACAAGAAAGCGCUGCUGCUACUAUAACUAAGUCCUUUGCAGGUUCAUUUGGAUGCAGAAAAAAAUUGUAGCUACUCAAAAGGGUCAUGGUUAACGAGCGAGAAACAUGGGUCAGUACACUUGACUUUUUGCUCGCGUUAAUUGGGUGCUCUGUUGGACUCGGAAACGUUUGGCGUUUUCCGUAUUUGUGCUAUAAAAAUGGAGGAGGGUGUUUCUUGAUACCGUAUCUUCUCUGCGUUGUAUUUGCUGGUGURCCUUUGCUAGUGUUGGAAACUGCCAUGGGACAAUGGAUGAGCCAAGGAUGCAUUACAGCAUGGAAAAUCUGUCCCAUUUUACAAGGCAUUGGCAUCUCUGGUUUGGUUGUUAAUCUCUAUGUGAUAAUUUACUACAUCAUAAUCCUUGCCUGGACUUUCUUCUAUUUAUUCCACUCAUUUACAACGACUUUGCCAUGGUCUCAUUGCAACAACGAUUGGAACACGGCGUCGUGUUUUUUAGGGGAAAAGGUUGUAGCCUACAAUGUGUCCAUAAACGGCACACUUAACUACACCACCAAGUACUUACAUUUUCUAAAUACUACAACACCGACCAAUGAAUUUUGGGAGAGAAAAGUUCUUAACAUGUCUAAUGGACUGGGCGAAUUCGGCAGCAUUAACUGGCAGCUGGCCUUAUGUUUAUUACUGGCGUGGAUUGUUUGUUACUUCUGUGUCUGGAAAGGAGUCAAAUCAUCUGGAAGGGUGGUGUAUUUCACUGCUACAGUUCCAUAUGUUCUGUUGACCAUUUUACUGGUUCGAGCUGUCACACUUCCAGGCGCAGUGGUUGGCAUCAAGUACUACUUGCUUCCUGAUCUGUCAAAACUAAAGGAAGGAAAGGUGUGGAUAGACGCAGCGACUCAAGUAUUUUUUUCGUAUACCAUUGGUCUAGGAGUCAUGGUCGCGCUUGGAAGCUACAACAAAUUUAAGCAUAACUGUUAUAGGGACUGUAUUAUAUUUGCUAUUGUAAAUAGCGGCACCAGUAUUUAUAGUGGGUUCAUUAUAUUCGCUGUUCUUGGCUUCCUGGCAAAUAAACAGGGUAUUGACGUCCAAGACAUUACACAGUCAGGGCCCGGACUAGCAUUUAUAGGUUAUCCUGCAGCCAUUGCUGAAAUGCCAGUUGCACCAUUGUGGUCAGUUCUAUUUUUCUUUGUCCUUAUUCUGCUUGGAAUAGAUAGUCAGUUCGUAGGACUUGAAGGGUUCAUAACGGCCAUUGUGGAUCUCUUCCCAAAGUACAUCAGACAUGGACGCCGUAAAGAGGUUUUCAUUGCCGUUAUGUGUGUUAUAUGGUUUUUCAUUGGUUUGACCAUGGUCACCGAGGGUGGUAUAUACGUGUUCCAGCUGUUUGACAACUACGCUGUAAGUGGAAGUGCCAUUUUGUGGGUGUGCACGUUCGAAAGCAUUGCCAUUGGAUGGAUCUACGGAGCCGAGCGAUUCUACCAGAACAUCGAGCAGAUGAUMGGAUUUCGUUUGAACCCUUUUCUAAAGAUCUGCUGGCUGGCCAUGACGCCUCUGUUCUGUGCGGGAGUUUUCAUAUUCCUUAUAGCAACCUAUCAGCCUCUCGUGUAUAACACCUAUCAUUACCCAGACUGGGGCGAGGCAAUCGGUUGGUGUUUGGCAUUGUCUUCAAUGGUCUGGAUCCCUAUCUUUGCUGUCUACAAGCUGAUUACUACUAAGGGAGAUCUACGGACACGCAUCAAGUUACUCUCGACGCCAGUCCUYCAUCCAGAUCGUGAGAUCAAGGAAGACGGCAAACCUUCAGAGAAUAUUCAACUAAACGAAAAAGAUGGUCUGAUUUGAUGCCUAACAAAUAUGUGUUCUAUCUCCGGAUCAUUUUCAAAAACUUGUUMAUUUAUUGCUACGUGUCAGUAAAGCUUCUUUGUUUUA